Molecule: messenger RNA, 2210 nt
Organism: Carassius carassius (crucian carp)
Lineage: Eukaryota; Metazoa; Chordata; Actinopteri; Cypriniformes; Cyprinidae
Product: rho-related GTP-binding protein RhoU-like
Exons: 4
Coding region: 318-1103 (261 amino acids)
Biological process (GO): small GTPase-mediated signal transduction
Molecular function (GO): GTPase activity; GTP binding
Source: RefSeq, a predicted model, not a curated record
UCUCCGACAUUUCCGUUCUCUCCUCCAGCUCUGCGUCUCGCGGCUCAGUGAAACGCAACACCGCGCGCAUGUGUCGUGCAUUAAUCCUCUUACUGCAGCAGAUGCUCGUCUGUCAGUCAACCUGCCGCGGGUGCGCGCGCUCGAGCUCGACUGUAGAGCGCGCGAGAGAGAACGCAGCAGGUGCGCGAGGGAUUCAGCGUCGUCUUUAGCGAUGCAGGAAUGGUAAAUAAAGCCGUUUAUAGAAAUAAUCAUGUCUUGACAGCGGCCACUGGCUUGUUUUGAACCACUAAAGUUGCAUUUGUUAACUGGCAAACGCGAUGCCGUCGCAGGACGAGGCUGAGGCUGAGGCGGUAAAUAAAGACGACAGUCUGCCUCCGGUUCCGCCGCGAGCGAAUCUUCAACUAAAUUCACCUGAGCGCCGGCUCAAGUGUGUGCUGGUCGGGGAUGCAGCGGUGGGGAAAACGAGCCUGAUCAUCAGCUACACCACUAACGGAUAUCCGGCGGAACACAUUCCCACUGCCUUUGAUAAUUUCACAGCUAGGGUUGUGGUGGAUGGAAGACCAGUUGAACUUCAACUGUGUGACAUGGCAGGACAGAGAUGGGGGGCAGCAGAUCAGCCUCGAUAUGACGAGUUUGAGCGUCUCCGUCCACUGUGUUACUGUGAUGCUGACGUCUUCCUGCUCUGCUACAGCGUGGUCCUUCCAUCCUCUUUCAGGAGCGUGAUGGACCGCUGGGCCCCUGAGGUUCAUCGCCUCUGUCCGGGAGUUCCCAUCAUCCUCGUGGGCACCCAGUGUGACUUACAGGAGGACGUCCAGGUGUUGAUCCGACUCGCAGAAAGCCAGGAGAAACCAGUGAGCAGGGAGGACGCCCGACUGUGCGCCCGGAGCAUCGGCGCCGUGACGUUUGCUGAGUGCUCAGCGCUGACACAGAAGAACCUGAAGGAAGUGUUCGACGGCGCCAUCUUGGCCAGCAUGCAGCACGCGGAGGAGGCCACGUGGCCGAAAAAGCACACGAUAAGAGAAAAAACUCCAGAUAAAAUCAAACAGCUCUCAGAAACAUGGUGGAGGAAACUGAGCUGCGUCCCGAGCGUUGACCUUCAGUGAUGGAGAAUCCAUUAAUGAAAACAUGCAUUAAGAAAGUAAAUAGGGUCAGUUCUGAUUCAUAUUCACUAGACAUUUUAGAGAUCAUAAUGAGACACUGAAGACUGGAAUAAUAGCUGCUAAAAAAUUCAGAUUAGCAUCACAGAAAAAAUUAUGUUUUAAAAUAUAUUCAAAUAGACAACAGUUAUUAUGAAUUGUUAAUAUAUUAAAAAACUACAUAUGUAUUUAUUUUAUUUCUCUCUCAAUGAGGACUGAGCUUGAAGGCCUUAUUUAGCGUCACCUGUUAUGUGUUGUGUAUACCUGUGACCCAGAAGUGUUUUUGUGUCAUUUGGCCCAGUGCUCUGCAUUCAUAGCAGUGGAUUAGCUGAUCACGUAAACAGACUGAAGGAGAGGGAUUUGUUGUCUCCUUACACCUGUUGUACUCCUGUAUGGUACGAUGUCUUGUUUACAACUUCAUUUCCACUGUUUACAACUUCAUUUUAUGAAGUAAAGUGUUACCAUGUUUUCAUCUCAUACAUUUAAAUGAGUUUAGAAGUAGAUUUGCAUCAGUGAAAAUUAACUUCACCUGCGAGUCUUGUUCUGACAGCCCUGUUAACGGUCCGUAUGGCCCAAAAGCCUUUAAUAAGAUCUGAUUCCUUUACCUCAUUGUGGUACGCUUUUCCCUCAGUAAUCUGGGAUGUAAGUACCACCAUCACAGAAUGACCAUUACCUGCACAAUGACACUUACUGCAGGCUCUGAGUGCAUCUGAAUGGUGACAACUGAAAUAAUACGAAACCCUUAAAUAGCAGCUUUUACGGCUUCUGAUAUCUGACUCACAGGUGCAUGAUGAUGCUGCUACACUAAUGAGAUUUAGAUGUGCAAAUAUACUUGAAUUUCAUGUUUUAAGCCACAUAAGUUUAACGAGGUCUAAACUCCUGAGCUUCUUCUCAGCAUUUCACUCUUUAUCAAGAAUAACAAGAACUGUAAAAUAUAUAUUUAUGGACCACUAAUAUGAAUUGCAAUAUAUCUAAUGAAGUUAAAACUAUUUUAGAUUUUGAUGCAUUUGGCAUCUUAUUGCAUUCAACAUUUAGCAGUUCAUGCAUUUCCAUGAAUUUAAUAUUUGAGCUAAA